AUGACCUCGCGCUCGCCUGCCUCGCGCGCCUGUCCAUCUGGGACCUGCCCGCCGCUCGCUGCGUGUCGCGCGCCUGGGCGGCUGCCAUUCGCCGCUGGUCGUUCGGUCUCCUGCGACGACGUGUCCGCGCGGAAACAGUGGGAUGGAGAGGUGCGGGGCGCGGGGAGAGGCUGCGCCAUCGUUGGGGGGAAGGGAGGGAGACGGGGUCAUUCUCUGCCCAGUGAUAUCUUGAGUGACUCGGAGAAACGUCUACCGCCGAUGCACUAUGGACCUCGUCUCCCAGCCCAGGCGGGUCGGAAGCAGUGUGUGAACGGGUUCCACUGUGACAGCCCGGGUGCAGUGUUGGUGGUGUGCGUGGGUGGCAGCAACGGUAGCGACGCUUGCCACCGACUGCAGUGGUUUUCUUGCUGCAUCUGCGAAGCCUGCGACCCCUGCCAGCCGUGCGACAGCGACCUCUGUGGCUGCUGCGGGCCCAAGGCAUCCCCCUUCAGGUGGCGCCGCCUCCCCCCGCUUCCCCCCACCAACCCCCACGCCCACCCAGCCUGCUACGGCGCUGCUGCAGCUGUGAUCCCCGGAACCGGGUUUGCCAUCGUGGGCGGCGCCGUGCCUUCCCAGUCCGGCAGGCCGCAGCAUGUCCGCCACGUGUCAGUGUUUGACUGGCACAUGGGCGCUUGGUUCGCUGUGCAGCAGCCGUGCGUGCUUCCUAGAUUGGACCCUGUGGUGGCUGCAAUGGGUGGGGUGCGGUGGAAUGGGGGGCAGAGGGAUUGCCUCAUGGUUGUCGGAGGCUGUCCUGUGCCAUUGUUUCCUCACUGGAGCUCUGGUGGUUCAUGUGGUAGAUUUGCUGUUCGCCCCUCUGACACGGGUGUAGUCAAGCAACAUCCUGUUUUUUCACCUCCUGGAGCCUCUCCCAGCUUGCCACGUGGCAGUGCUUCUCCCAGCAGUCACUCGCGCCACCCGUCGCCCUACUUUGCUAUCAACCCGGGGGGCUUCAACUUCCACACACACUGGCCAGCUCCACCUGCUCACAUGGCCCAUGGCCCUGGUAACCGGGUUAUAGGGCCUGGCGGUACUGGUGAUGGUGGUGGCAGUGGCAGUGGCAGUGGGUUCAACCGCAGCAUGCUAUCAGAUGCAGGUGUGUUGGAGGCUGACUGGGAGAGCCCUGAGAUGUGGAGGGUGGUAGAGGAGUGUGACGCCAUCCAUGCCAUCUGGACCAGAACCCACGUGGCACAAGUGAUUGUAGCGGAUGUGACUGGAGAAGAUGCCGUGACUGUAACGGAUAUGAAUGCAGCAGAUAAUGUGACUGUAGCUGGCGUGACUGAGUCGGAUGUGACUGCAGAGCCAGCAGCAGAAGAAGACUCAACGAGAGCAGGCACCAGCACACCGUGGCAAGCGUCAGGCAUUGGAAAGCUUGAGCAACAACCACCAGGCUCCCACAGCAGCAGAGCAGCGCCGCACGCCGCACCCGCCACCUACUCCGUGCUCUGCUCUCUCAACCCCAACCACUCUCUCCUUGUCUUCAACCACCUUCAGAGGAAAUGGGUCCCUGCUGGCCCUCCGAUUCCCCCUCCGUCCCCACCUCGUCCUCCUCGUCCUCGUCAUUCCCCUGGGGUCCUCUACCCAUCUGGUAUUGCCUGGUGCGGCAGUGGCAGUGGCAGUGGCUCAGAGGAGGGACAUUCUUCCGCUCCAUCCUGCCCACCCACUCCACGCUGUGCGCCCAUGCCACUCAGCCCGCCCUGCACACCCACUGCACCGUUCAGCGCGCGUUCUGCUGCACUCAACUCACGCCUUCCAAGCUGUGCCAGCAACGGUGCGGCCUCCAGGCUUGUUGUUGGUUCCAAUUCUGCUGCUGCCAAUGCUGCCAAUUCUGCCGAUGGUGCCAAUUCAGGAAGGCUGUGGCAGCUUGUGGGAUGCGGCGGCCGGCUCUUGGCUCUCUUCCAGCCACACGACCCGCGCCUCCCAGGACCAUGCACCAUUGUCAGCCCACCAGCAGCACAGGCACAGGCUUCAGGGAGUGUGCCUGUAGCAGCAGGUAGAGAAUCAAUGCAGCUGAUGAAUAGUGAUAGUAUGGAGGGGCGAAGUGGCUGGGCAAUGGGUGCUCCAGUGGCCUUGCCUGGCAACGGAAGGUUGCAUCAUGUGCUCUCCAUGCACGCUGCCGUUUACGAACAUUGA
This is a messenger RNA of Closterium sp. Naga37s-1, 2169 nucleotides long. NCBI's taxonomy places the organism in Eukaryota, Viridiplantae, Streptophyta, Zygnematophyceae, Desmidiales, Closteriaceae. The record is from the annotation of a GenBank genome assembly.